Nicotiana tabacum (common tobacco) is the source of this 3896-nucleotide messenger RNA. RefSeq lists its product as uncharacterized. NCBI's taxonomy places the organism in Eukaryota, Viridiplantae, Streptophyta, Magnoliopsida, Solanales, Solanaceae. Gene Ontology annotation, cellular component: chloroplast. The record is from RefSeq and is a predicted model, not a curated record.
GCCUUAUCUAGAUGACCAGAUGUUCCCAAAGUUGUAACAAUUUCUUUCCAAAAACUCUAUCCCCUUUACAAGAAUUCACUUCAAAUGGCUUCCAAUCUUCUUAAAUUCCAUGCACAACCCAUCCAAAAUUUCCACCCUUUGUUCCACUUCAACCUUACCAAAUUGCCAUCCUCAACUUCUUCCUUAUGCUCUAUAGGAUCAACACAGCAACUUAACAAUCUUUAUCUCUCUGUCUCCUUCACAAAACCAACCAAGUUCAAUUUUUUACCUCUUCAAUGUUCACUCUCUUCUCCUACCCCACCUUCCACUAAAGAAGAUGCCAUUUCUCAAGCAAAGUUGUCUCUUUUAACUACUUUAGAGAAACCCCUUAACAAUCCUAAGCUUGUUGGGAGACUCAAGAAACUCAAACAACCAAGAUUUCGUGUUGAAAUUCCAGUUGUUGAUGACUCCUCAUCUGCACUAUCUCAGCUUGCUCUUGAUAUUUUUGCAAACAUGCCCAUUAAAAGAAAAGGCCCAAAAAUCAAGAUUCUGCUUUUAUGGCCUAACCAAAGAUUAACUCAAGCUGCACAAAAAGCCUUCGAGAGUAAGUCUUCAAACCCCAUUAUUGAAAAUUUUGAUAUUUCAUCAAUAUCUGAUGAUGGGGAUAUCAGAAUGAUGAGUUCUGGAGAUGUGAUAGUGUUUAUGGCUCCAGAGGCUUCAAAAUUAAGUGUAAUGGAGGCUAUUGCUGAUGCAUUGUAUCCAAAGCCUGUGGUGAUUUUCAAUCCCAAAUGGGGGUUUGAUGAAGAGAGUAGCUUUGGUAAGUUGAGUGGAUUUGUGGGUUCAUUUGAGGUUGUGUAUUCAUUUAUGGGAUUAGAGGUUAAAGGGAUAUUAAGUAAGAGAAAUGGUGUGAUGUUUAAGUGUGUUAGGAAUGGGGUUUUGAGUGGUGAGAAAUGGUAUGUCUUUGUUGAAGAAGAUGGAGAAUUGAAGGUGGUUUCAAGGUUUAAAACAAGGCCAUCGAUUGAGGAAGUUGAAAAUGUUUUGUAUAAUUUGAUGGCGAUGAAUUCACCAAUCACAAAGUCAGCAAAGUUCUUGAAAGAUUUGGUGUCAAAUGUAAGGGGACAAAAGUAAAGCACAAUAAUUCAACUUUGUGUAGUUCUCAUUAGAACUCUUUUGGUGAAAAAGGUGACUUAAUUUUUAGAACAACAGUGUCUCGCUUGAUCCUUUACAAUGAUAUUACUGUUUUGCUACUUGUUUCCUUUUCUGUCUUCCCAAUAAUUACAGUAUUAUUCCUCUUAGAUGUCCAUACUAGCUUUGCCAGGUUUUAGUGGCUGUUACAACUUAAACUCUGCUGCAAUUUCACUCUCUCCACUCCCUCACCCUUACUUAAAAAGGGACAAAAAUGAAAAUAAAGGGGAGAAAGAACGAGAUUUAUGUCUCUUUGCAACUAUGGGAGUAGAACUAUUGGCUUCACAAACUAGGGCAAGUAGGCAUUGACAUAUGUACUUCUAUUGCAAGGAGGUGGAAGCCAUGUAUCCGCCUUCUUUUGCUAGUAUGGUAAUUUGAUCUCUUUCCUCAUAAUUUUGCAUGGUAUAUCCAAAAAAGUGAAAAACACAUUUAGCAGCACCAUCUCAAGGAUGAAUCACUUACAUUAUCUGUGUAAGCAUUCUUUGGUGAAAUUCCAUCAUAUGUUGCAUAAUUCUAAAACCUACCGACUAAAACAAAUCAGAGAACCAGAAACUCCUGUAGUCAUGAAAAGUUCCAGAAUGUCAAGUGGUGCUGUUGCCAAUUUACCAUAUCUCAUUAAGAAUUGGAAAUCUUUUGGUCGUUUGAUCUCUCUUCAGACGUAUGUUCUCUCAUUUACAAGCAACACAGCAACAUACUCUGUUCCAGGGGAGCCUUGGCGUAACUGGUAAAGUUGCUGCGAUGCGACCAGGAGGUCACGGGUUCGAGCUGUGGAAACUGCCUCUUGCAGAAAUGCAAGGUAAAGCUGCGUACGAUAGACCUUUGUGGUCCGUCCCUUCCCCGGGACCCCAUGUAUAACAGGAGCUUAAUGCACCGGACUGCCCUUUUGAUGCUUGUGUUUUCUGGUAACAUAGUCCUAGCACGUGCCAAAAUGGCUCGAUGAAAUGGACACGGCCAUGAAGAUGAAGUGUAAUUAGACAAGGAGUUAAUGUCCCUAGCGGUCACAAACUUAAGUCUAAUUUCAAGUUCUGCAUAGGUAAAGAAAAACUUCAUCACCCAAUAUUCCAAUAAGGGCUAUCAAGCAGUUUCUAAAGCUAUGUUGGUUUAUAAUCUGGCUUUGUCUAAACAAAACCUUAAGAUUGCUUAAAUUGUUUUGGGUAGGAAGGUGUGGAGGUCGAGAAUCAAGGUAGACGGCUAGUAGGUAGUCGAGAGUAUUAGUGUUAGUCUUGUAUUCUGUUAUUGUUGGAUUUUUUAGUAUUACUUGUUGUUCCUUUCGUUUCGUUUUGUUUUCUUACUAUCUUGUUGUUGUUAGUGCUUGGUGCUAUUGCUUUUCUUCUCGUCUUUCAUGAGUUGAGGGUCUGUUGGAAACAACCUCUCUACCUUCAAGGUGGGGUAAGGUCUGUGUACAUAUUAUCCUCCCCGAACCCCACUUGUGGGAUUACACUAGUUUUGUUGUUGUUGCAUAUUGUCGAAGUGAUGGAUCAUUUUGGCUAACUCGCAAUUUAAGCCUUCAAGCUAGAAGUGGUAUGUUUGACUUAUAGUUGUUUUCCUCCAUACUUCUAGAUUAACAAUGUUCAUGCCGUAGGCCCAUGCAUCUCACUAAAUCAAAGUUUUUUGCUAUGAGGGGAUGAGAAAAAUCCAAAUCGCUUUUGAAUCACUUUGAUAUUACAAAUUGUCUUUUCCCAUGCACAUCUUCAUAGCUCCAUUCGCCUUUUCAUUCAUGUCGAUGUCCCACAUAAGCGAAAAAUGAUUUUGAACUAUGAUGUCGUCAUCCAGCAAAACAACCUUAUCAAGAGUGGGUUACACUUUAAAGAUAUUCAUACUUAGUAGAAAUAUUUAGGUGCUUCAAAGGGUGGAAUGGAUGUUACAUGCAUUUUAAGUAAAGGACAAAUGUCUUGAAAUUUCUGCGCUUACCUCUGGAAAAGGAAUGCUUAUGUGGUUCCCUUUCCAAAAAUUGUGUGCUUCUGUGGUUCAACAGUGAAUAUAUUGUAACUUUGCUGCACGCCACAGUUGUGGAUGACCCUUACCCUGAACUGUGACCUUGGCUUUUGGUCUUUCUCCAUCAGUUCCUGAACUCAGACCUUCGUCUUCACGAACCAAUCAAAAUGGUGCAACUCUUUAAAUCUUAUUAUGUGAAGGACAACCUUCUUCAGGUGAGUGAUGAUGCAACAACAGAAGCGGCGUGAAUAUUAUCAGAGGCAAGUACGUGAUGGGAGUAUGAAUUAUCAACUAAGGCAGGGACUAGUUAUUGAUGACAACUGAAGACGGGCGUUGGCAUUCGUUGGAUGCUCAUGUACUAGCUUCACAGCAAGACAAUGCACCAGUUCUAAAAUGCAGCUAGAUGCUACAUGCCGGUAUAGGUAAUCUUGAACUUUAGCAGUUUUUGUUUUUUGUUCAAGGAGACUGACCUGCAAGAGAAUAGGCACUUCUCAAGCCUUAGUUUGGAUGCAAGUUGUGCUCUUAGUUUGUAUGUGGGAUGUCAUUUUUGCAUUUUUUGUGGCUGAGGUUUGCAUUGUGGAUAUCUCAUGACCUUUUGCUUCAUAAAUUUUUCUACUUUUUUGUGUUCUAGUUAUUUAUUUAGAGGGCAACAGAAUUAACCAACUCAACUUCCUUGUCUUGCAGACAAAUUUUGGUCUAUGACACCGUGUGGUACACUGAUACCUUCAAAUGUUUCUAAUUGUAUAUAGGUUUGUUGAAGGCACGGUAAGAGCAUAAUACAAUAGUUUUAAGCUUGA